Messenger RNA from Ylistrum balloti, 1239 nucleotides. Its product is annotated as forkhead box protein C1-A-like. Bases 1 to 1239 code for a protein of 412 amino acids. Gene Ontology annotation, molecular function: DNA-binding transcription factor activity, RNA polymerase II-specific; RNA polymerase II cis-regulatory region sequence-specific DNA binding. The transcript has a single exon. NCBI's taxonomy places the organism in Eukaryota, Metazoa, Mollusca, Bivalvia, Pectinida, Pectinidae. Gene Ontology annotation, biological process: anatomical structure morphogenesis; regulation of transcription by RNA polymerase II; cell differentiation. The record is from RefSeq and is a predicted model, not a curated record.
AUGACGUCUCCAAAUGAUCUUGUUCCGACCCCACACCAUACAUCACCAAGCCUUGCUCACCCGGGUGUUGUCGGAGGAUUUUACAGCCCAUUUGGGGCCAUGGGACCCGGUGUGACCCCUUAUUCGCAUCCAUCCUCAAUGUUCUACCCACCAUUGGACUUCAACAGAGCUUAUGCUCUAAGGAUGAUUGAAGAAAUGCAACGACGAGAACAGCCACAGAAACCGCCGUUUUCCUACAUUGCACUCAUCGCCAUGGCCGUCAAAAGUGCACCGGACAGGAAAAUCACCCUUAAUGGAAUCUACCAGUUCAUCAUGGAGAGGUUUCCAUAUUACCAUGACAACAAACAAGGAUGGCAAAACUCUAUCCGACACAAUCUUAGUUUAAAUGAUUGCUUUGUCAAAGUUCCUCGAGAAAAGGGCAAACCAGGAAAGGGAAACUAUUGGACCCUAGACCCUAACUGUGAGGAAAUGUUCGAAAAUGGCAACUACAGGCGACGAAAGAGACGUGUAAAAUCAUCAGGAAAGGACGAAAGGGAAAAUGGUGACGAAACGUCGGGUUUAGGGGACGAAUUCGGGGAUUCUGAUGGAGGCGAGGAUCGUUUAUCCGACGUUGGAGACGAUGCAUCGAACAACGGUGAAGAUGAUAGUGGUAUUAAUAUCUGUUCGGAAGACGACAAUUCGCGAGAUUCUUUGGACGCUAGGACGGAUGUCACUAGAUGUGUUCGGAGUGAACCAAAUAACAAUUGUAAUAUCAGAAUCGGCCAGUGUCCGGAAACUCGGAAAAGCCUCUUUACUAUAGACAGCAUCAUAGGAAAUGACAACCUCUCCGAUCGGAAGGAUCCGGAAAUGGGAUCUAUGAAAAGGAAAUCUUCUACUUCCGACGAUGAUAACGGUAAUGAAAACAUUAAAAAGAAAAAGUUUGAUAUAUUUGAUAGAAUUCCAAGUCCCCCUCCAAAGAUUAUUGAUUUGAAAGGACAAAAUCCAACAUCACUGCAGCUAUCUUUAGCAACAGCUAGUAUGUACGGACACGGAGGUCUCAUUCGAAACACGCAUCAGGGAAUUCCGGCUAAUAUUUUGUCCCUGCCAGCAUACGGGCACUUAGGGGGGUAUUCCCACCGUCCCUCCCAAGAACUGAUCAUGCGACCCCCGGGAAUUACGCACCUUCCUGUGAACAUGGCUCUUACUUCUCUGUGUGACAGUGAAUGGAACCAACGACAGACAGGACUUUCUCUCAGGUAA